GGAUCAACCUGUUGAUUGCUAAGCUAGCUAGCAAUUGUUUUUGUGUGAAAAAUAACAAGGAGGUGUCAAUACAAAGGGCCCAAUUUCAACAAACGUCCCGUCAGCAAGUGCUGUUGUGGACUCCCCUCUCUUCCAGGAGUGAACAGGUUUUUCUGCAUAUCUCUGCCAUCCACUGUGAAUAUUAAGCGAGAAGAGUUCUGACCUCUUUCAAUGAGACAUUGUGAUGGAAUGAUAACAAAUCUGACUGUCUCCUCUCCUCUGUGUUUUUAAAUAUUUAUUUUCCAAUUCUGCCUCUCUCAACCUCUAGAACUCCUUUACCCGUUCACCAUCUGACUCCUUGUUUUAUUUUAUUAUCUCCAUCUCACUAUCCUCUGGCCCCUUGGACUGUGACUGUCACUAUGAAGCUACUUCUGUCUUCAGGCAUGUGUGGCAUGACCCCUUACCAGGGCUCCAUAGUAGGAGGACUCUAUUUUUUGAUGGUGGGCAUCAUGCAAAUGGUCUUUGAGUUUGGCCAUCUGCGCACAGCCAGGGAGAGCACCAACAACGCCACGGGCUCUCUGCUUCUGCCCCAGGUGUCCUUCGAUUACUACUACUCCCUGCUUGUCCUGGGUGGCAUCACCCUACUGCUGACCCUGUGCAUGCUCGGAGCAGUUUGGGCCCAGCAGCACAAGGGCAUCCUGGGCUUUGCGGUCUGGCUGACGCUGUACGACGUGAUUCUGUUGGUGGUCACUUGCCUGCUCCAGAGGCAGAUGCAGGCACUGGGUUUGGAGCUGAGUGUACUGGAGUGGUACGGCGUGAUAUGCAGGGUCAUGGGAGACCCCUUCUGGCUGGCCCUUGUAAUCACACACGGUCUGGAAGUGCAGAUUGAGAGGCAUCGGCUUGGGACACGACAACGCAAAGGCGGGAUUCCAAAGGAGGGGACACAGCUCAAGCUGAAAUUUAAGGCCUUUGACAGCGGGGUUUGAAAUGGAGAGCCUAAUAGACACCGGUCUCUUCAGAUACAAAAAUAAGUUUUGGACAUUUACUUACAUGCAGAAAGUAUAAUACAAGUAUUUUUU
Messenger RNA from Coregonus clupeaformis (lake whitefish), 1058 nucleotides. Its product is annotated as transmembrane protein 217. The transcript is spliced from 3 exons. The record is from RefSeq and is a predicted model, not a curated record. Bases 399 to 965 code for a protein of 188 amino acids. NCBI's taxonomy places the organism in Eukaryota, Metazoa, Chordata, Actinopteri, Salmoniformes, Salmonidae.